This is a messenger RNA of Xyrauchen texanus (razorback sucker), 3964 nucleotides long. RefSeq names its product antizyme inhibitor 1b (gene azin1b). The transcript has 12 exons. NCBI's taxonomy places the organism in Eukaryota, Metazoa, Chordata, Actinopteri, Cypriniformes, Catostomidae. Gene Ontology annotation, cellular component: cytoplasm. Gene Ontology annotation, biological process: negative regulation of protein catabolic process; positive regulation of polyamine transmembrane transport. The coding region runs from base 408 to 1706 and encodes 432 amino acids. The record is from RefSeq and is a predicted model, not a curated record. Gene Ontology annotation, molecular function: ornithine decarboxylase activator activity; ornithine decarboxylase activity.
UUCCACCUCCAGCACCAUUUCUGGCCGAGACAGUCAACAGUGCGUUCGUGUUCGACUGAGCCCUCGUCGUCCAAGCAUAUGGCACAUACCGCCUCUUUUCUUUCUUCUAUCUGUGUCCCCACCACUCUUUAAAAAUUCCGCCGAAAAAGAGAAGACGAUUUUCCAAAUCAUUCAGGCCGUUAUCUCACGGCUCUCCACUCUCUCUGCAAGUGUAUAAACGCUAUCCAGAAGGCCUAGGGGAGGCCCUCUACCGCGAGCAGUUUGACUUUAACGCUGAGCCGCCUUGGGAUCCUAGCUGAUAGCGGGAGAGGACCAUCUCCCACAUCGUCCAUUUUGUUGCAUACCCAGAAUACUCCAGCGGCUCAGUAAACUCUCUAUGAUUGUCGGUUUUGCGGAAUACGGUUGAGAUGAAAGGAUUUGUUGAUGCACCAAACUACAUAAUUGAAGUACUUGAGGGAGGAACGACCCUUGAAGAUGUUGUCGACAACCACGUCUAUGAACAAAAUCUGGCUGAAAAGAAUGCAUUUGUUGUGGCCAACCUUGGGGCCCUAAUGCGACAGCAUGUUCUGUGGAAGACCACCAUGCCCCUCGUUCGACCCUUCUACCCAGUCAGUUGUAAUAGUAGCCCUGUGGUCAUUGAAGUCCUGUCUGCACUCGGUGUUGGAUUUGUCUGUGCAAAUAAGGCUGAAAUCACCUUGGUACUCAAUCAUGAUAUCCCUCCUGAAAAUAUCAUCCUGUCUGGAGUUUGCAAGCAGUUCUCACUCAUUAAACAUGCAGCCAAGAAUGGCAUUAACUAUCUGAUGUGUGAAAAUGAGGCAGAGCUUCGCAAAAUUGCCCGUGCCCACCCUGAAGCCAAGCUUUUGCUGCAAGUGUCUACGGAAGCACAGGUGGAAGAGGCUAGUGUGACCAUUGGAUGCUCCCUGAAGGGCUGCAGGCACCUUCUGGAAAUGGCCAAGGAGUUGAGCGUAGAUGUGGUUGGAGUCACGUUCCAGGUACCAGUUUCAUGCAGAGAUCCUCAGAUGUACACCCAUGCACUGUCAGACGCUCGCUGCAUCUUUGACAUGGGGAAGGAACUAGGCUUUGACAUGAAGAUUCUGGAUAUCGGUGGUGGAUUUAGUGGUUCUGAGUUUCAGUUGAAACAGAUACUGUCUACUGUCAGACCACUGCUGGAGGUCUAUUUCCCCUCUGUGUCUGGAGUGAACGUCAUUGCUGAACCAGGAAGUUUCUAUGUGUUUUCCUCCUUCACCCUGGCUGUCAAUGUUAUUGGCAAGAAAGCAGUUUACCAGGACAUUCAUGAUGGGCUGACCCCAAAUGACGAGCCAGAAUUUCUGUAUUAUAUGAAUGAUGGUGUUUAUGGAUCUUUUGUGGGGAAGUUGUUUGGAAAUGUAAUCACUGCACCCUCUGUGCACAAGAUGUCCCUCACAUUAGAUGACCCAGUGUUCUCCAGCAGCUUGUGGGGUCCUUCAUAUGAUGCUCUGGACCAGGUGGUGGAGCAUUGCCUCCUCCCUGAGCUCUCCAUUGGAGACUGGCUUAUUUUCAGCAACAUGGGGGCCAGCGGUCAGAAGGGGCAAGCAACCUUCAGUGACACAGACCAACCACCUGUGUAUUACACCAUCUCCACAGAUGACUGGUUUGAGAUGCAGGAGGCUGGGAUUUCUCUUGACGACACCAUAAAAAACUUCUCAUUGGUCCAGUAUGGCUUGUAACUGAGCCGAACUCCGUCCACUAACCACUAGGCAUGUGAAUAGCUUGCAGAGUCAACAUUCCAACAGUCAUGGGUGGAAAAAUUAUAUUGGUGCUGGUGGGGAAGAAAACAGACUUGAUGUUAUUGGGCAAACUAAUUGAUUGACAAUUAUUACCUCAGUUUCUUACAAUUACAAAAAGGCUCACUGUCCUUAUCACUCAAAACAAAUGACAGAAAACCCAUGUUAAAUAACAUAUGCAACAAAAUGGAUGACUGUGGAGAUGGCACCCAAUUCUUGGGGUACAUAUUCAAACACUGUUUACAUAAAUGUUCAACUAAUUUAAUUGUAUUAUGUAUACAAACAGUAUAUAGAUAUAGAUUACCUACACUCAAAAAAUAAAUAAUAAUAUUAAUUUUAAGAUUUAUGCAUUUCAAUUUCUUAAUAAAAUUCCACCAAACUAAAUUGAGUAAUCUUUAAAAUAAAUUGUAAUUAAAAAUUAAAUAAAAUAGUUUGUUUUAAUUUAAUUUUGUAAAAAAUGUCACUUUGUUUUGUAAAUCUUAAAGAAUAGUUCACCCACAAAUUAAAAUUCUCAUUUACUCACCCUCAUGCCAUUCCAGAUGUGUAUGACUCGCUUUCUGUAGAACACAAAAUCAUUUUUAGAAGAAUAUUUCAGCUCCGUAGGUCCAUGCAGUUUAAGUCAAUGGUGGACAGAACUUUUAAUCUCCAAAAAGCACUUAAAGGCAGCAUUAAAGUAAUACAUAAAAUACUUUUUAAAGUGAUAUGAUCUGUUUGGGGUGACAACAGACCAAAAUAUAACUCCUUUUUCACUGUACAUCAUGCCAUUGCAGUCUCUAGGCAUGAUUGUGAUUUCAAGCUCAAUUACACUUCCUAGUGUUUGAUGCAUGCGCAGAGCACUAGAUGCACUAUAUGAAGUGUAAUCAAGCUUAAAAUCAUGAUCACCAAGGAGACUGCUUUCAAGAUUUAUUGUGAAAAAGGUGUUACAUUUUGAUCUGUUCUUACCCAAAACCGAUUUGAUUGCUUCAGAAGACAUUAAUUAAACUACUUAAGCUUCAAAGAUCUGGUCAUCAUUCACUUGCAUUGUAUGGACAUACAGAGCGGAGACAUUCUUCUAAAAAUCUUCAUUUGUGUUGAAAGAAAUGUAUACACAUCUAGAAUGCAUGAGAGGUGAGAGAAUUUUCAUUUUGGGAUGAACAAUUCUAUUUAAAAUAGGCAAAAAUAUAUUUUUUGAGUGUACUGACAGUCUUGUAAAUUAGUUGUCUGUACAACAUGAUACAUUUGUUGAAAGUGUAAUCUCAAUAAGAAUAGAGUUUAGUAUCUACACAAAUAGGCCAUGACCCGUAGUGUAUAGUAGAAUUUUUUUUUUAGUAAUUCUGUCCACUAAGACCAAUUAGGGAGUAUGUCAUUGCUCCUCUUGCCAAAUUAUUAUUUCCUUAUUACAUGUGGUGCGUCACAUGACCGUAUCUCCAAAGGUUGUUAAAUAUUUCAUAGUGCUCUUUGGUUAAGUGCUGUACUUUUGAGUAUCCCCUAUAACGAUUUUUUAACUUCUGCCAGAUUAACAUUGUGUCUCAUGGUGUCCUAUUGGUCUAUUGGCAACACUUUAUAAUAAGGUUCCAUUCAUUAAGAUUAGUUCAUGCAUUAGGUAUCAUGAAUAAAUAAUUAAUAUAUUUUUGCAGCAUUUAUUCACCUUUGUCAAUAUUAGUAAAUAGAAAAAUACAAGUGUUCAAGGUUAGUUCAUCAUAUAUUAAUUUAAGUGAACCGAGACAACUUUUGAAUUUUAAAAUGUAUAUGUUGAAAUUGAGAUUAACGCUGGAAAAAUAUUGUUCAUUGUUAGUUCUUGUUAACAAAUGGAACCUUAUUGUAAAGUGUUACUGGUAUAUUUUAUAAGCCUUGAAAGACUGCAUGGCAUAAUGGAAUUGCAGACAAAAUCGCUUCAUGGAGCUCACCUCAGUAUCACACCUAAAAGACAGUUUUACCACAAUUGAAUUAAAUGCGUCCAUGCCAGGCAGUUGUUCUCGAUCUAAAAUUGAAAUCGCAAAUGAUGUAUAUCGCAAAUUUAUGUGUUAUACCUUCUGUGUGUCUAUCACAAUUAAAUGACUGAUUUUUAUUAUAACAGCUCACUCUGUUUUAUAAAAUCAACUAUUGUUAAUGAAAUAUGCAGUACCUUAUUUGUCUAAGGCACUAAUGGACCAUUGCCUGUUUUUGACUGUACAAUUGUGCUUGUAAAAGUAAUGAAAAUAUUAAUUUAAUACAUUUAUUUG